Strongylus vulgaris is the source of this 273-nucleotide messenger RNA. NCBI's taxonomy places the organism in Eukaryota, Metazoa, Nematoda, Chromadorea, Rhabditida, Strongylidae. The record is from the annotation of a GenBank genome assembly.
CGAGGAUGCAAAGAAGAGAUAGAAGAGUUUGAAAAUGUUGCUGUUGCUCUUCGCCCAGCAGCUACUAAAAUGAGAAAAGCGAAAUUAAGAUGGAAAAAGGCUGAAUCGCCGGUUAAAGAGGAAGUCGAGAAAGAGAUAUUAGAGUCUCCUCCUAAUGUCGGUACAAGUUGGGAAGAGUUAGCUCCUACAGAAGAACAUCAGGAAACUUCGCCUCUUGACGAGGAGAAAAAUUUGAGCGUACGUAUAUACAUCAAAUAUGCUUUGCUGGAAUGA